GUCUUGAACCUCAACUCCUGGGUAUUAAUAUUAUCGUCUUCUUCAACAAAACAGCUGAAUUAUAAGAGAAGAUAGUCCAAAAUAUUGAGGUCAAUGGAGAGUACAUUUUUGAAUGAUAGUGAGAGUGGUGAGGUGAUGAGUGAAAUUCAUGUGGGUUGCCCACCAAACUCAUCUGGACCCUACAUUUCCAGGUUUACAAUCUCCAUUCCACCAGAUGUUGAUCAUGGAAGAAAUAAGGAUUUGUUUAAAGAUGAAGAAGUAUGUAGGCAUGAGAAAAUGAUUCAUGUGGAUGAAGAUGGUGAUCUUGUUCUUACUAGACGCACCAAGUUUUUAAGUCGUAGUUUUAAUGUAACAAUCCAGCAUAAUAUCACAUCAUCAAUUCCGAGUGUGGGGUUACAGGUUUGGAAGGCAGAGCUGGUAUUAUCUGAUUUUGUGUUGCAUAAGAUGUUUACUUCAUCGGAAUUUGAUGGGAUUAGUUUAUUGGAACUCGGUGCUGGAACUGGAUUUAUCUUACUGUAUUUAUCAGGGCUGGUUGGCAUGCUGAUUGCACAUGUUGCUAAAACAGUGUUCUUAACAGAUCGUGGUGAUGAAAUCCUUGACAACUGUGCAAGGAAUGUUCAGCUUAAUUCUGAAGUGUUAAACUAUCAAAGUGCAAUUUAUGUGCGUGAACUUGAUUGGAUGAAUUCCUGGCCACCUAUAUCAUGCCUCAAUUCUGCAGACACUAGUAGGUAUUCUUGGACACCUGCUGAAGUUGAAGAAGCUGAGGAAGUUUCUCUGCUUGUAGCUGCUGACGUGAUAUACAGUGAUGAUCUGACUAAUGCUCUUUUCAGCAUUCUCGAGAGAUUUAUGUCAUCGGGCUCGGAAAAGAUUUUGUACUUGGCAUUGGAAAAGCGCUACAACUUCAGUAUCGAUGACCUUGAUGUUGUUGCAAAUGGUUAUUCACACUUCUUAAGUUAUCUUAAGGAGGAUAAAGACCUUGAAUAUGGAUCCUCUCCUUGUUUUCUGGGCAAGCAAAUCGAUAUUUCACCAAUUCCACAAUACGUAAGCGAAUAUGAAAGAGGAAAUGAUGUUGAACUUUGGCAGAUCAAGUUUAGCAGAAGAAAACCAGAAUCGGAAGAUUCUUGUGAAUAAGAAUCUGACGACUUUUUUCGUGGAAAUAAGUUUUGCUGGUAUGCUAAUGCUAGAAUCACCAUUGCAGUCGUGAAGGUUGUGAACCGGUUCAGUCAUCAACAUCAAUGUCAAGAGUAUAGAACUGGUUAAAUCAUAAGUUUUGCUGGUAGAUUAUGAUCUUAUUGUUGGUUCUUUCAGAUGUAGCACUGGCCUGCACGAACACCCGUCUCAGCUACUAAGAAUUCCGUCCUUAUGUAAGGAUUAAUAUUACAAUAAAAAUUCUGAGAGUAUUGUUUAAUUUCUUAGAUGAGAAGUUGAGAAACUUUGCUCGUCAAACAUAUUUUGGUGAUGAAAGCUUUGGUUGCGUAUAUUUGUAAAUUGUUCCUUUCUAUAGUUUCUUUUAUGCCUUUUGAGGAAUCUGUAAACCUGAGCAUGAUUAUAGAUUUUAAAAUUUAAUUUCAUGUUA
Mercurialis annua (annual mercury) is the source of this 1576-nucleotide messenger RNA. RefSeq lists its product as uncharacterized. The transcript is spliced from 9 exons. Gene Ontology annotation, biological process: protein methylation. The record is from RefSeq and is a predicted model, not a curated record. Gene Ontology annotation, cellular component: nucleus. NCBI's taxonomy places the organism in Eukaryota, Viridiplantae, Streptophyta, Magnoliopsida, Malpighiales, Euphorbiaceae. Gene Ontology annotation, molecular function: protein methyltransferase activity. Bases 94 to 1131 code for a protein of 345 amino acids.